This is a messenger RNA of Etheostoma cragini (Arkansas darter), 2374 nucleotides long. Its product is annotated as coiled-coil domain-containing protein 152-like. The coding region runs from base 205 to 1011 and encodes 268 amino acids. The record is from RefSeq and is a predicted model, not a curated record. The transcript has 8 exons. NCBI's taxonomy places the organism in Eukaryota, Metazoa, Chordata, Actinopteri, Perciformes, Percidae.
CGAGCUCAGUCAUGACGUCGUUAAGUUAACCGUUUACUAGCAGUAAGCUAGCUAGCUUCAAAAUCAACUUUAUAGCCAGCAGCAAAAUAAUAUAUUUUUAUUGUAUACCUUAACGUUAGUGUAACUUUAAAGGAAACUGAAGCAGUAACACGAUAGUAUUACUUUUACUACAGUAGUAUGCUCUUUCUUUGAAUAGCUAGUAAAAUGAUAAAGUUAAACUGUGUGAAUCUUGACAGCUUUAUGGAGGACUUUGCUCAACUUGAACAGAAAAUUACAGAGGUUACUGGCAAAAACAACGUGUUGGAGGUCAUGCUGGAAGAUGCAAAUAGACUCAUGAAAUUCUAUCUGGCCAAGGAGAAGAGUGUGGUUGAGGAGAGAGACAGUCUUCUGGUCACUGUGAACAGACUGCAGCAGACUCUUCAGGUGCAGUGCAACCUCAGAGUGGAGAACGAGAGACUGAAGAACGACAUGGCCGACCUGAAACAACAGAACGAGAGAACAGCAGAGGAUGGAGAGGCUGAGCUUCAGCGGCUUGCCAGGGAAAUGAGAGCAGAAGCAGAGAGACACCAGAGGGAGCUAGAGACUGUCAGGCAGCAGUGCAGGAGAGAGGUGGAGGCCGCCUACAGGGAGAGCUUCCAGCAGCUGGAAGCUAAAGAUGGCGAAUUGAGGAAUCUGAUGGAGAAAAAGGAUCUGGACCUGGAGGAGUUGAGGAAGAGGCUGAAGGAACAAGAGAGGGAGAGGCAGAGCGAGCUCCUUAAGUUACAGAUGGAGUUUGGUGCAAAGUUAGCCAGAGUUCAGAGCGUAGCUCAGUUGAGCCAGCAGCAGCAGCAGCAGCAGCAGCAGCACGGCUCCAGCCUUAUUCCACAGAGCGUCUUCAAGAGGAAGCUGCAGUUCUUCCAGGAGGAGAAGAACAAGGAAAUUGUUGCUCUGCGUCAGAGAAUCAAAGAGCUGGAAGAGAGCCAGCGUGGCGGCAGCUUCAGCGACAGCCGUCUGAAGAAGAGAAAGAUCUAGUUUGUUAAGAGCCAGAAGCUGUUGACGCGUCAACUCUGCAGAUGCAUGACUCUCCAGACCUCCCAGGGGGGCAGAUGUGACUAAAGUGGUUUAAAAUGAUCAGAUUUGGAUUUUAGUUUCAUUUCAAAGCUGAAUUCGGAGUUUAACUCUACUGCUUCUUAUGCAGUGUCAUACUUGACAAGAUUUGCAGUUUGAUCAGCCUGCCUGCAGGUGACCAGUGAGCAGAGAGCACAUUUAAACACAGAUCAUAUCCUGUAAGGCUUUAAUCCAAUCAGACGCCUGCAUGGCAGGGCACGAGGGAGAGGCGCUUCUGAUUACACCAGACAGCUUAAAGUCCUAACCUAUUCAGGGAGUUUAACCUGUUCAUCUCCUUUCUUUCAAAGAAAACUUGUGUUCUAUUCAUCUUGUCAUUUUGGAAAAGCAGAGCCCUUAAACUCAACUUCCUUUAAUUUGCGUCACGAUUUCCCAUUGUUGUUUAGGAAGGUAAAAGUCUGAAAAAGAUCUGCUUCCCUCAGUAGCCUAAGACUGUUAUCUGUACCCAAAUAAUUAACCAAGUAUCAGUUUCUUUAUAUUGAUCAACUUUGAAUGGCGUGUUCACUGAGGACAUGAGCAGUGACUGAUUCGAGCUCAAGACCCAUUUCUGCAUUUCAUUAUGCAACAUUUAAGAUAUGUCGAACUUUCAAACUUUCUCGAUGUCUUCUGUCUAGUGUCUGCCCGCUGGGCGUCCACUGCUCCUCACAGCUGCAUGAAGAUGCUCAGCCUGGUGAAGCGUUGACCUCAAGCUGUGUAAUCUCUUUAUCUGUGCUGCUCAGCCAGCGUCAGGGGACAGGCAGCUAAUCUCUAUGGGAACAUCGGGUAACAGCGUUGCAUAACGUUUCAUCUCCACAAAAGCCAAGAGAUCAACCUUUUAGCUACAAAACCCAGCCAUGUCUCUCACAGAGGUGUGCUUUGCUAAACCUGCAAAUCAAAGCAUUCUGAUUAUACUGUAUACAAAUACAGGUACAAAUUUGUCAUCAAUUGCUUCCUUUUAGCUUCUUUUGUUGCCACCCUGAACUAAUGUUAGCCAUUUAAAUGGUUUGGCACUGACCCAAAUUAAAACAGGAUUAGAGUGAUUAGAGAGGAGGAGACGCUGAAGAAGGUGAGCUCUCACAGAAGGGGUGUUUACAGGGAAGCUCUGGCUGUCCUUCAACUUACCUAAUGUCUCAAACAGUCGCACCCCCCUCCCCCCCAUUCUCGGCCAUCAAUGUGCAGUUAGUCUGUUCGAGUGGACAGAGAUGGAGAGAAUGACGGCUCUGUUUUGCUCAGUGAUAGGGGCCUUCAUUGAUUUUGCACAAACUGUCAGACUUCAGCAUGUAGGUGAAGA